AUGCAGUGUUCUGAUUUUAUAUUUGACUUGGGACGAGAACGUGAAGGUAGUGCAUCUGAAACUAGCAAACUUCUUCUGAAAAACAACCAAGUGGAUUUAUCUGAGACCGAUUGGACGAUCCGUAGGAGUUAUAAAGACGAGAGUCACAAAGGGCAGCAUUGUAACGCGUUUGCUUUUUUCGACGCUAAAGGUCGAAUGCGACUGGUUCUGGAUUUUAGUACUAAUGCUGAAGCGACAAAGUGGGCAAGAGUGAUAGCGGCAGAAUUGAGUCAACUCAAGUUGUUCGCACGAAUGCGUGAGCUGAAUGAAACUCUUGCUAAAAAGGGUAGAGAAGAGCAAUCGGAUCAUUUGAAUCCGUUGAUGACAUGUACUGGGAUGUCAAUCCAAUUGACCGACAAAAUGGGACAGCGCGAGUGGAACGGUGCAAAUCAGGGACGCUUGGUCAAGCGUUAA
Molecule: messenger RNA, 453 nt
Organism: Plasmopara halstedii
Lineage: Eukaryota; Oomycota; Peronosporomycetes; Peronosporales; Peronosporaceae
Exons: 2
Coding region: 1-453 (150 amino acids)
Source: RefSeq, a predicted model, not a curated record